AUGGUUCAAUUCAUUACUCUUAUAGCCAUGAUGUCAGCCGUAUGCUUUGCUCAUGAAAGUUAUUCAUUAAUAGUUAAAUACAAUCGAUCAACAGCUUUUGGAAACAAGAAACUUUAUUAUGCAUUGGUCGUAAUCUAUCCUUUUGAUGUGACUAAUCCUGUUUGGGUUAGGAUGUUGGGAUACUCUGGAGGCAAUCUAUUAUUAAGUAUACCUGGAGGGUAUUUUAGUGCCCGUUCGGCAUACGCUUUAUAUGGACAUUUGGAUCAAUUUCGAUCCGAAUUCUCGGUUAGCGACGCUAGUCAAAAUUCAACAUUAUGUACUUCAUCAUGCAAAGAACCGGAAGGUAUCUCACUUGAACCAAUACAAACCCCUAAUUCGACUUUAUCACCAAAAUUCCCCCAAUUCCCACAACGUCCAUCGACGCAACAAAAUCUGAAUCAAAGGAGGUACAAUAUGACCAAAGAUGCGGCAAUUCGUAUGUCAAUCCUCUCGCUUAGCUUUAUGCUCGCGUAUUUUUUGGCAAGCUUUAAUACCAUAAUUGACCUGUUGACCCACAAACCACUUGAAACAAAAAUUAGCAUCAAUGAUUGGGUUGGUUCCGUUACUGGAAUUUAUACCUUUGUUGUUUUAUUAAGUAGGGACGUCAGGAGAGCAUGGAAGAUUUUUAGAUAA
Molecule: messenger RNA, 672 nt
Organism: Funneliformis caledonium
Lineage: Eukaryota; Fungi; Glomeromycota; Glomeromycetes; Glomerales; Glomeraceae
Source: the annotation of a GenBank genome assembly